Penicillium cinerascens is the source of this 2529-nucleotide messenger RNA. Its product is annotated as GcvT family protein. The record is from RefSeq and is a predicted model, not a curated record. Gene Ontology annotation, cellular component: mitochondrion. The transcript has a single exon. The coding region runs from base 1 to 2529 and encodes 842 amino acids. Gene Ontology annotation, molecular function: oxidoreductase activity; protein binding. Lineage: Eukaryota; Fungi; Ascomycota; Eurotiomycetes; Eurotiales; Aspergillaceae.
AUGGCACCCAACCAACGCGUUGUCAUCAUCGGCGCCGGGAUCGUGGGCACCAAUAUCGCUGAUGAGCUGGUCUCGCGGGGAUGGAAUGAUAUCACCGUCGUCGAGCAGGGCCCGCUACACAUGCCGGGUGGCUCGACGUCCCAUGCCCCGGGCCUCGUGUUCCAAACUACGCCAUCCAAGACGAUGACCAAUCUCGCUCGCUAUACCGUCGAAAAGCUGCAGUCGAUCGAGAAGGAUGGACAUAAUUGCUUUAAUCAGGUUGGCGGUCUCGAGGUGGCGACGACGCCGGCCCGACUGGAGGACCUCAAGCGCAAGCAUGGAUAUGCCUCUUCAUGGGGCAUUGAUGCUCGUCUUGUGAGCACUGAGGAGUGCCUCAAGAUGUAUCCUCAUUUGAACAAGGAUAUGGUGCUCGGAGGUUUACACAUCCCGAGUGACGGUCUGGCGCUUGCUGCCCGUGCGACGCAGCUGCUCAUUGAGAGUACGAGCAAGGCCGGUGUUCGCUAUCUGGGCGAGACACCCGUUACUGGUAUUGAAAAAACCGACCGCCGGGUGACAGGUGUGACAAUUCCCAGUGGCACCAUUCCGGCCGAUAUUAUCAUUUCCUGCGCUGGAUUCUGGGGUGUCGAGAUUGGUGCGAUGGUUGGCGUACCAAUUCCUCUACUCCCGCUGGCACACCAGUAUGCGAAGACCACCGACGUUCCGGCGCUUGCUGGACGGGAACUUAACAACAAAAUGAACGGAAUGAACGCAUCCCUUCCUAUUUUGCGACAUCAGGAUCAGGACCUCUAUUACCGCGAGCACGGUGGACAGUAUGGAAUCGGCUACUAUGGUCAUCGCCCUAUGCCGGUCAUUGCUGGAUCAUUGGGUCUGACGGGCAAGGAUGUCGAUGAAAAGAACAUGCCAUCCCGUCUUGAGUUUACAUCCGAGGACUUUGACCCCGCCUGGGAAGAGUCCAAAAAGUUGUUGCCCGUUCUGCAGGAUACCCAGCUCUCCGAUGGCUUCAACGGUAUCUUCUCGUUUACCCCGGAUGGCGGCCCUGUCUUUGGCCAAGCACCCAAUAUUGAUGGCUUCUGGGUGGCCGAAGCCGUUUGGGUGACACACUCUGCCGGCGUUGCACGAGCCAUGGCCGAGACCCUCACAAACGGUCGCUCCACGAUUGAUAUGACCGAGUGUGAACUGUCACGAUUCGAAGAGAUUCAAUUGACUCGCUCCUACAUCAACGAAACCUCGGCACAGAACUUCGUCGAGAUCUACGACAUCCUCCACCCCUUGCAACCGAAAGAGUCUCCCCGAAAGCUUCGCACCAGUCCCUUCUAUGCUCGGCAGCAGGAUCUCGGCGCUUUCUGUCUCGAGGUCGGCGGCUGGGAACGCCCUCAGUGGUACGAAGCGAACGCUGAAUUGGUCAAGUCUCUUCCAGCGCAGUGGAAGCCUAUCGAUCGGGACCCCUGGUCAGCUCAGUUCUACUCUCCCAUCACCGCAGCAGAAGCUUGGAAGACACGCAAUGCAGUAGCCAUGUUUGACAUGACCACUUUCCACCGGUUCGAGGUGACAGGUCCUGGAGCCGUCCAUCUGCUCCAGAGGCUGUGCACAGGCGAUGUCAACACUAACACAGGUGUCAUCACCUAUGCUCUCCUCCUCAAUGACCACGGUGGUAUUCGUAGCGACAUUUUCGUGUCAAGACUUGCCGAAGAAAAGUUCCAAGUCGGUGCCAACAGUGCAACCGAUCUUGCCUAUCUCACCCGGGAAGCUCGUCGCCAAGGACAAUGGGUCGAGGUUCGCGAUGUUACCGGUAGCACCUGUUGCAUUGGUCUCUGGGGUCCUCGGGCGCGAGACGUCAUCGGCACCAUUACCACAGAUGAUUUCUCGAACAAGGGUCUGCCGUACUUCGGUGUCAAGGACGCUAUCAUCAGCGGCAUCCCAGUCACAGCAUUCCGAAAAUCCUACGUCGGAGAGCUCGGCUGGGAAAUCCAGACCACCGCCGACUACGGUUCACGGCUGUGGGAAACUAUCUUCCAGGCAGGCAAGACCCACGGGCUCAUCGCAGCGGGCCGUGGCGCCUUCAACUCUCUGCGUCUGGAGAAGGGCUAUCGAACCUACGGCGCCGACAUGACUACCGAGCACAACCCCUACGAAGCUGGAGUUGGGUCCGCCAUCAGAGUAAGCAAAUGGGAGGACUACGUCGGAAGAUCUGCAGUUGAGCGUCUGGCUAAAGAGAAGCCCACUCGUCGCCUGCGCUGUCUGACUGUUUCCGACGGCCGCUCCAUGGUCCUGGGCAAAGAGCCUGUAUUCCAUAACGGCAAGUCUGUCGGCUAUGUCACCAGUGCAGGAUUUGGCUUCACUGUUCGUAAGCCAGUCGCUUAUGCCUGGCUUCCUAACAAGCUUGGCGAGGGCGAAUGUGUCGAGAUCGAGUACUUUGGUCGGCGGAUCAAGGCCAGUGUCACCGCAGAGCCGCUGUACGAUCCGGACAUGAAGCGUCUGCACGACGUCGGGUCAGUUAUAACUCCGGAACCGAUCAAAUCUCGUCUGUAA